Messenger RNA from Plasmodium malariae, 198 nucleotides. Its product is annotated as conserved protein, unknown function. The record is from RefSeq and is a predicted model, not a curated record. Gene Ontology annotation, biological process: mitochondrial respiratory chain complex III assembly. Lineage: Eukaryota; Apicomplexa; Aconoidasida; Haemosporida; Plasmodiidae. The transcript has a single exon. The coding region runs from base 1 to 198 and encodes 65 amino acids.
AUGCCCUUAGGUGUGCCUCUAAGAAAGUACCUCUUCAUUGUGUCCACUUCCUUUUUAUGCAUGGCUAUGGGCUCAUGUUGUGUGCAUUUAAUUAUGAAACCAGAAAUGAAAAAAUAUAAUAUUUCUAAGAAUUUAGAAAGUAGAAAUAAUGCCAUUCAGGAGGUUCAACAGGAAAUACUACGGAAGAAAACAUUAUAA